Messenger RNA from Closterium sp. Naga37s-1, 3135 nucleotides. The record is from the annotation of a GenBank genome assembly. NCBI's taxonomy places the organism in Eukaryota, Viridiplantae, Streptophyta, Zygnematophyceae, Desmidiales, Closteriaceae.
AUGCUGGCCGAGCAGCAUGAUUCCGCGUGUCAGGAUUCCGAGAGGACGUUUACUCGUGCUCCGGACGAGGAGCCGGCGUCGCAAAGCAAGGACCAAUCGCAAUGCAAGGACCCGUCGCACGGCAGUCGCAAGGACGACGAAUACCACACUGGCGGCGCUGCCUCCCAUAAACGGCAACGAGAGGAACCGAGCGAGACGAGUAGCAACAAGGCCAAUCGGGAGAAGAUGCGCCGCGACCGACUCAACGACAGGUUCGAGGAGUUGGCGCGGGCGCUGGAGCGGAGCGAGCUGGCGCGCGCGGACAGGGGGAGCAUUCUGGUGGACGCGGUGCGCGUGCUGGCGCAGCUGAGGGCGGAGACGAGCCGGCUGAGGGGCUCCGCGGAGCACAUGAGCGAGCAGAUCCGCGAGCUCAAGGCGGAGAAGAGUGAGCUGAGGGAGGAGAGGGCGCGCCUGCUGGCCAACAAGCAGCAGCUGGAAGACGAGGUCCGCCGCUUGGCCGCAUCUGGUGCCGCCCAAUCCACCGCCGCCACGUCAGCAGCAGUAUCGAUGGUUUCUUCAGCUGCCCGGCAGGCAGCCGCUACUCCUCCUCCUCUUGGGUUUGCUCCUCCUGGUUCUCCUGGUGCUGUGCCCGUGAUGCUGCAUCCGGUGUGUGAGCCGGGCAAGCUGGGCCCAAUGGCACCGUCCGACGAGUUCCGCGGCGCGGACGGGCGCGUGUACCACUCGCACGACGGGCUCGCGCCGCACUCGCACGAGCCGCUCGACAGCGCGGGGAGCUUCGCGCUGCGCGCGCCGCCCCUGCCGAACCGCGACUUGGCGGAGCGCGCGUUUACCGUUGGAAUCGGCGGCCCCGUCGGAUCAGGAAAGACUGCCUUAAUGCUCGCUCUGUGUCGCACGCUGAGAGAGAAGUACAGCCUGGCAGCGGUGACCAACGACAUCUUCACGCAGGAGGACGGCGAGUUCCUGAUCAAGCACGCCGCCCUCUCGCCGCCCGGCCGCAUCCGGGCAGUGGAGACGGGCGGCUGUCCGCACGCCGCCAUCCGGGAGGACAUCAGCAUCAACCUGGGGCCGCUCGAGGAGCUUUCUACCCAGUUCAGUGCUGACAUGCUGCUGUGCGAGUCAGGGGGGGACAACCUCGCGGCCAACUUCAGUCGAGAGCUAGCGGACUACAUCAUCUAUAUCAUUGACGUGUCGGGCGGGGAUAAAAUCCCCAGGAAGGGCGGCCCUGGCAUCACCCAGGCGGACCUAUUGGUGGUGAACAAGACUGACCUGGCACCGGCGAUCGGUGCUGACCUGGCAGUCAUGGAAAGAGACGCGCUGCGCAUGCGGGAUGGGGGACCGCUGGUGUUUGCACAGGUGAAGCAUGAAGUUGUAGCGCCAGCCAGAGUGGACCGUGUGCCUUCUGAGUCGAUUCACAAGUCAUGUGCUCCUCAUGUAUCCCGCCCUUCUCCCUUACCUCCUGCCGGCGCUCCGCCCAUCCUCCUCCUCACCACCUUAACUUCCAUAAAUCAUGUGCUCACAGCAUAUCAUCCCACCCACCCAUCCCCAUGCAUCCCUCCCACCCAUCCCCAUGCAUCCCUCCCACCCAUCCCCAUGCAUCCCUCCCACCCAUCCCCAUGCAUCCCUCCCACCCAUCCCCAUGCAUUCCUCCCACCCAUCCCCAUGCAUUCCUCCCACCCAUCCCCAUGCAUCCCUCCCACCCAUCCCCAUGCAUACCUCCCACCCAUCCCCGUGCAUUCCUCCCACCCAUCCCCGUGCAUUCCUCCCACCCAUCCCCAUGCAUUCCUCCCACCCAUCCCCAUGCAUCCCUCCCACCCAUCCCCAUGCAUUCCUCCCACCCAUCCCCAUGCAUUCCUCCCACCCAUCCCCAUGCAUUCCUCCCACCCAUCCCCAUGCAUUCCUCCCACCCAUCCCCAUGCAUUCCUCCCACCCAUCCCCAUGCAUUCCUCCCACCCAUCCCCAUGCAUCCCUCCCACCCAUCCCCAUGCAUUCCUCCCACCCAUCCCCAUGCAUCCCUCCCACCCAUCCCCAUGCAUCGCUCCCACCCAUCCCCAUGCAUCCCUCGCACCCAUCCCCAUGCAUCCCUCCCACCCAUCCCCAUGCAUCCCUCCCACCCAUCCCCAUGCAUCCCUCCCACCCAUCCCCAUGCAUCUCUCCCACCCAUCCCCAUGCAUUCCUCCCACCCAUCCCCAUGCAUCCCUCCCACCCAUCCCCAUGCAUCCCUCCCACCCAUCCCCAUGCAUCCCUCCCACCCAUCCCCAUGCAUCCCUCCCACCCAUCCCCAUGCAUCCCUCCCACCCAUCCCCAUGCAUCCCUCCCACCCAUCCCCAUGCAUUCCUCCCACCCAUCCCCAUGCAUCCCUCCCACCCAUCCCCAUGCAUCCCUCCCACCCAUCCCCAUGAAUUCCUCCCACCCAUCCCCAUGCAUUCCUCCCACCCAUCCCCAUGCAUCCCUCCCACCCAUCCCCAUGCAUCCCUCCCACCCAUCCCCAUGCAUCCCUCCCACCCAUCCCCAUGCAUCCCUCCCACCCAUCCCCAUGCAUCCCUCCCACCCAUCCCCAUGCAUCCCUCCCACCCAUCCCCAUGCAUCCCUCCCACCCAUCCCCAUGCAUCCCUCCCACCCAUCCCCAUGCAUCCCUCCCACCCAUCCCCAUGCAUCCCUCCCACCCAUCCCCAUGCAUCCCUCCCACCCAUCCCCAUGCAGUCCCUCCCACCCAUCCCCAUGAAUUCCUCCCACCCAUCCCCAUGCAUCCCUCCCACCCAUCCCCAUGCAUUCCUCCCACCCAUCCCCAUGCAUCCCUCCCACCCAUCCCAUGCAUCCCUCCCACCCAUCCCCAUGCAUCCCUCCCACCCAUCCCCAUGCAUCCCUCCCACCCAUCCCCAUGCAUCCCUCCCACCCAUCCCCAUGCAUCCCUCCCACCCAUCCCCAUGCAUCCCUCCCACCCAUCCCCAUGCAUCCCUCCCACCCAUCCCCAUGCAUCCCUCCCACCCAUCCCCAUGCAUCCCUCCCACCCAUCCCCAUGCAUCCCUCCCACCCAUCCCCAUGCAUCCCUCCCACCCAUCCCCAUGCAUUCCUCCCACCCAUCCCCAUGCAUCCCUCCCACCCAUCCCCAUGCAUCCCUCCCACCCAUCCCCAUGA